This is a messenger RNA of Clunio marinus, 931 nucleotides long. Lineage: Eukaryota; Metazoa; Arthropoda; Insecta; Diptera; Chironomidae. The record is from the annotation of a GenBank genome assembly.
AGAUUUACUGAACACACCAACUUUGUUUACAUUUUGUUUCUAUUUUAAAUGGAAAUUCUUAAGGAAUUCUCUAUCAAACUAUACAAUGUUUUAAUUGAAAGUUUCAACAAGAAAACCACUAAUUAUGAGGAAAAUUCCUUGAAGGUCGAGAAUGUUAACGAAUUCCCUUUAGAAUGUUGUUUUUGUGCAAAACUAUAUUUCAAAUCACAUAAUUGCGGGAAUCAAAGAAAACAUUUGUGUAAUCAUGAAAGUUGCGGAAAAGCCUUUAAAAAUAUAUCUCAAUUAAGAAAACAUGAGCGGAUUCAUCUAAAUAUCAGAAAUUUCAAAUGCAGUUUUUGUAGUAAGGAUUUUGUCCACCAGACAAGCCUUAAAAAUCAUUUAUUAACACAUACUAAAGUUAAAAACUUUAUCUGUAAUAUCUGUGGACUAACAUUCUCUACAAAAGGAAAUUUAAAUCAACAUAAAGCAAAACAUGAUGAAUUAAAUGGCAAACGAUUUGCUUGUGACAUUUGUGAUAAAAAAUUUCUCCGCCUCGGUAAUAUGAAAGAACAUUUAGCAACACACACCAGAGAAAAGAAUUUUAAAUGUGAUGAAUGUCAUAAAAGGUUUACAAAUUCAUCAUCACUUUCUAAACACAAAAAACUUCACAAAGGAUUGAAACCAUUUUGCUGUCCGAUUUCAUCGUGUGGUAAAAAUUUUGCUCAACAAAGUCAUUUAAAAAAGCACAUCCGAAGUCAUUCAAAUACAAAUAUUUGUACAAUAUGCAAUAAAAAAUUUCGACGCAUAGAUACGCUUCAAAAUCAUAUGAAAUCUCAUGCCGAAAUCAAUCCGAAACCAGUUAUUCUUAGUCAUGAAAUUAUCAUAAAGUCAAAUGUAGAAUUAAAUAAUUUUAUUAAGAAAUAAAUUUUAAUACAUUGUUGUAUGACUAAAA